AUGGACCCGAGCUGGGACUGUGAUUGGACCUGGGGUGGGGAAUGGACCCCGAGCUGGGACUGUGAUUGGACCUUGGGUGGGGAAUGGACCCCGAGCUGGGACUGGAGUGACUGGGAUUGGACCUGGGGUGGGGAAUGGACCCCGAGCUGGGACUGGAGUCAAAGUUCAGGGCCUGUAUCAGGCUCGGCAUCCGGGACCAGGCAGGGCUCGGUGCGUCCCAUCGGGGCCGAGGGGCUGGUCGCCCUGCUGGAGGGGGGUCUGGACAGCGUGUUGUUGAUUGACAGCCGGCCCUUCGUAGAAUAUAACUCCUCCCACAUCCUGGAGGCGGUCAAUGUGAACUGUUCAAAACUGAUGAAGAGACGGCUGCAACAGGACAAGGUUCAGAUCAACGAACUGCUGCAACACUCUGCUAAGAAGAAGUUGGAGCGAGUGGGCAGUCAGGAGGUGGUGGUGUAUGACCAGAGUUCAUCUGACCCCUUGACUCUUCCCUCGGAGGCCUUCCUUACCGUCCUAUUGGACAAGCUGGAGAGGAGCUUCCCUUCAGUACACCUGCUCUCAGGUGGUUUCUCAGCAUUUUCCCAGCUGUUUCCAGGUCUAUGUGAAGGUACGUCUCUUCUGGCCACGUCCUGCCUGGUCCCCACCUGCCUCUCUCAGCCCUGCCUGCCCCUCAACACCUCUGGGCCAACACGCAUCCUGCCUCACCUCUACCUGGGCUGUCAGAGAGACGUGCUCAACAAGGAAGUGAUGCAGCAGAAUGAGAUAGCGUACGUCCUGAAUGCCAGUAACACAUGUCCCAAACCAGACUACAUCCCUGAGUCUCACUUCCUGCGAGUUCCUGUCAACGACAGCUUCUGCGAGAAGAUCCUCCCCUGGUUGGACAGAUCUGUAGAGUUCAUAGAGAAGGCCAAAGCCUCCAACGCCUGUGUGCUGGUCCACUGUCUGGCUGGCAUCUCCCGCUCGGCAACCAUCGCUAUCGCUUACAUCAUGACGAGGAUGGACAUGUCACUAGACGAAGCUUACAGGUUCGUGAAGGAGAAGAGACCCACCAUCUCUCCUAACUUCAACUUCCUGGGUCAGCUGCUGGACUUUGAAAAGAAGAUCAAGACUCCUGGAUGGUCAGAGAUCAGAGAAACCAUCGGGAUCAAACCCUCUCCUCUCCUCCACCCCCCACUAGAGCAGGACCCCCCUAACCCUACCCCCAGCCUCCCAGACCCUGCCUUGGCCUUGCUGGAGCCCCUGACCCUGCCGUGUGUCCUGGCCCCCUGGCCUCCAGAGGAGAGGCUCCUGGCUCAGGCUCUCCAGGGGCUCCAAGGCCUUCAGCUGGACCAGGGGACGGAGGACAGCGCUGCCCGGCUGAAAAGGUCCUUCUCUCUGGACAUCAAGUCGUACAGGGAGCCAGGGGGCUGCAGCAGCGCCCCCAUGAGGCCGUACCCCCACCCUACAUCCCACCCCGGAGCCCAGGAGUAUUAUAAUCCAUCUGUGAGCUUCAUGGAGCCUGCAGGGAAACCGUAUCAGUUCUCUCCUGUGAAGGAGAUGUCAGAGCAGUCUACACCUGAGCCGAGCCCUGACAAGGAGCAGGACGACGGUCCCGCAGACCCUGCUGCUACGUCUGCAGCUCCCACUGCUGCUCCUGUAGUCUCCACCACAACCAGCACUACCACCUCCAACCAGCCCAGCAUGAAGCAGCCCAGCCAGGCUAAGCCUCCUCCACCUCCCCUCUCCUGUUCCCAGCAGCUCCACCGUAGUGGCAGUAUGGAGGAGAGCUCUAACAACACCCCUCACACCACCGGCUUCCUGUUCGGCCUAUCGCGUUCCCAGCAGCACCUGUCCAAGCCCGCCCCUAACCUAGGCUCCGCCCUGAAGGGCUGGCACUCUGACAUCCUAUUGGGUCCCGUCACCGUGUCGUCGGGGGGAUGGUACCUCUCCGAGUCACACCACUUCUACUCCACCUCCGCCAUCUUAGGAGGCGGGGCUAACAUUCUGGGGGGUGGCAGCGUGGCAGCGUACAGCGUGAGUCAGGGGUUGGAGGAGGUGCGGCGGCGCGGGCGGCAGCGGGGCGGAGACCACGGGGACUCACGGAGGAGCUGGCACGAGGAGAGCACCUUGGAGAAGCAGCUGAAGAGACGGGCCUGUCAGAUGGAACUCGGAGACAGGAUGAGAGGAGGAGGCGAGACUAGAUCCAGGGAGGAGAUGGGGAGUCAUAGCAGCUUCUCAGGAAGCAUGGAGGUCAUAGAGGUGUCCUGAGAGGAACGUUCAAUAUGGCCUCCAGUCCACCCUUACGGAAUCAUUGAUUUGAAUGGAGACGUCCGUUCUAGGGAGUAUAGCCUCCUCAGAUCAGACCCAUGUUGAGGGGAAAGACUUGUCAUGGACCCAUCUGAUUAUCCACUAGGGACUUGAACCUUGAGUUGAUUUAAGCGGCUCUAUGUGUACUUGUGUCGCGACAGUUGGCAUUAAUGUAGUUGAACUUUGACCUGGAAGCAGAACGCAGCUGUGUGACGAUGAUGAAUGUGAUGAAGAGGUGAACUCUGAGAGGACUGAGACAAACUGAGUCUUUUGUUUGGAUGAGUGUUCAUCGUUUUCAUUUAUUUCUGAAUGUUGAUGAUCGUCGUCAAGGAGCAGUAGAUGUCUGCCUGACGUUGGAUUCAUGGAGCUUUUAUGAAGCCUUAAGAUGUCUUUAUGAAGCCUUAUGAAGUCUUUAUGAAGCCUUAUGAAGUCUUUAUGAAGCCUUAUGAAGUCUUUAUGAAGCCUUAAGAAGUCUUUAUGAAGCCUUAAGAAGUCUUUAUGAAGCUUUAAGAAGUCUUUAUGAAGCCUUAUGAAGUCUUUAUGAAGCCUUAUGAAGUCUUUAUGAAGCCUUAUGAAGUCUUUAUGAAGCCUUAAGAAGUCUUU
Molecule: messenger RNA, 2886 nt
Organism: Oncorhynchus masou masou (cherry salmon)
Lineage: Eukaryota; Metazoa; Chordata; Actinopteri; Salmoniformes; Salmonidae
Product: dual specificity protein phosphatase 16-like
Exons: 5
Coding region: 1-2244 (747 amino acids)
Biological process (GO): negative regulation of MAPK cascade; protein dephosphorylation
Cellular component (GO): cytoplasm; nucleus
Molecular function (GO): protein tyrosine/threonine phosphatase activity; MAP kinase tyrosine/serine/threonine phosphatase activity; MAP kinase tyrosine phosphatase activity
Source: RefSeq, a predicted model, not a curated record